Scaptodrosophila lebanonensis is the source of this 1816-nucleotide messenger RNA. Its product is annotated as N-acetylgalactosaminyltransferase 6-like. Lineage: Eukaryota; Metazoa; Arthropoda; Insecta; Diptera; Drosophilidae. The coding region runs from base 209 to 1816 and encodes 535 amino acids. The record is from RefSeq and is a predicted model, not a curated record. The transcript is spliced from 4 exons. Gene Ontology annotation, cellular component: Golgi apparatus.
GAGGAAGAACAAAUGGCAUUUAAAAUUAAGGGGUUUGUUGCUUAUCAAUAGUUUCCUGCUCUUUGGGAUCCUAGUGGUCAUCAGCUGGAAGCCUCGCACGCAAGGCAAGUCGGAAAAAAUAUCUCAGCCAAAUUUUGAAAUUGUGAGAUUGGAUGAAGAAGUGAAUACAUCGGACGGACCGAAAAAGGACUGGCAUGACUAUAAAGCCAUGAUAAUCGACGCCAAACGUGUGGGCAUUGGAGAGCAGGGAGAGCCGGCUACUUUGAAUAACUUGGCCAGUGAUUUGAACAAAGAACUGUUUGCAAAACAUAUUUUCAAUGCGCUGCUUUCCGACGCUAUAUCGGUGAAUCGUUCAUUGCCCGAUGUUAGGCCUAGAGAGUGCAAAACCAAACUAUAUCUGAAAAAGCUGCCUAUGGUGAGCAUCAUUGUAAUUUUCUUCAACGAGCACAAAAGCGUUUUGUUGCGAUCCGUGCACAGCUUAAUCAACCGUUCGCCGCCCGAGCUAGUUAAGGAGAUUAUUCUUGUGGACGACUUCAGCGAUCUUGACUCUCUACACAAGUCAUUAGACGACUACAUCGCUCAGCACUUUACGAAAGUGCGAAUUUUGCGUCUGAACGAGCGAUCUGGUUUAAUACGCGCACGCAUGGCCGGAGCGCGCAUUGCGAAAGCUGAGGUCUUAGUCUUUAUGGACUCACACAUCGAGGCCGGAUAUAAUUGGCUGCCACCGUUAUUGGAGCCAAUCGUGUUGAACAGUCGGACAGUAAUGGGUCCCACUAUUGAUUUCAUAAAUGGCACACAGUUCUUCUAUGGAAAAUAUGAUUAUGGGAUGCGUGGUAUCUUCGACUUUUCAUUGAGGUAUUUAAAAACAAGCAGGCUGCCCGAAGACCAAAAACAUCCAUCGGAGCCAUUCAAAAAUCUUAUAAUGAUGGGUGGAUCAGUCGUUAUAUCCGCAAAGUUCUUUUGGGAGCUGGGAGGUUACGAUGAAGGUCUAGAUAUUUACGGGGGAGAGCAAUUUGAUUUGAGCUUCAAGAUAUGGAUGUGUGGCGGCCAACUCUAUGAAGCACCCUGUUCCCGUGUGGCACACUUAAGUCGUUCAUCCCAUUUGCACCUCUACAAUACAAAGAACGUAACAGUCACAAAAUAUAUUUACAGGAACUAUAAACGCGUGGCCGAAGUUUGGAUGGAUGAUUACAAAAAGUAUGUGAGCAUGCGUAUGGGCAGUUCUUAUAGAAGAGCUAAUCCCGGUGAUCUUACAUUAGCGAGAGCUUUGCGCUCUAAAUGUAAACCAUUUAAAUGGUUCUUGCAGAAUGUGGCAUAUGAUGUAAUGAAGAGAUUUCCGCCUAUUAAGCCUCCUAAUUAUGCUUAUGGCGCCAUACGAAAUGUAGCCGAACCAGACAUGUGUGUAGAUGCUCAUCCUAUUACGAACGGAAACCAUGUUGAUCUCGAACAGUGCGCCGAGGCCGUGCCGCAAUCCAAUAGCUCGCAAUUCUGGGAACUUACCGCGUAUCGGGACUUACGCUUGGCUAGCAAAGACUUUUGCCUUGAGGUUAGAGCACCGCAAUACAUUACAUCACUUUGGAUCUGGAGAUGCCACUAUCAGGGUAGAAAUCAAUAUUGGUUGUACGACUUCCAAGCCAAGCUACUGAAGCAAGUGUUUAAAAACACAACACGCUGUCUCGAGAUGUUGCCACACACCAAACAGUUAAUUAUAAAUCAAUGCAACAGCAGUAAUAGAUAUAUGCAGUGGACUUUCAGCUUCAAUAACCCCAAUGCACUUGGUAAUAACCAAAACAAUUAUAGUAUCCAGAGUGCUUAA